Messenger RNA from Klebsormidium nitens, 2570 nucleotides. The record is from the annotation of a GenBank genome assembly. NCBI's taxonomy places the organism in Eukaryota, Viridiplantae, Streptophyta, Klebsormidiophyceae, Klebsormidiales, Klebsormidiaceae.
CAUCCGUUUUCAUCGGAGCAUGGACAUCCGACAUACCCUAUUGUGUGCGUGGCCAUAGAGUCAUAGGUACAUGGUAGACUUCAACAUUUCAGCAGUUUCAACCUUCAACAAAGUUGAGCGCAUGAUGCAUCUUGAAGUUGAAGGUGCUCUCUGAGUCUAUGCGCUCGCAGCUGUGGCUUCUGCCUUGAGCUUUGAGUUUUGAGCUAAGGUGGCUAACACAGCGAUGAGACAACGUUGUACAGUAAACUCAUGUAAGGUUGAGGAGCAGGUGGCAGUUCGUUUUGUCACGGUCUUGCACUAUAUGGGAGCGGGGAAGAGCCACUGACAAGAUUCUUGCGUGGUCCUCAGAAGUGUGGUGCCAUAGCUGCUGAAUGACAGCUGCUGAAUGUCAACAGCUGCAACUUAGGUGGACGCCCUUACGAGUUUCAUUGCGGGUGCAAGCUUUCCUACGACAAGCAAAUUCAUGCCACGCGCUUUCACUGAGCCUGCACGUUUGAAAGAGGGGCCCAAAUCAGCUGGCCCCCUGAAUCAAGCCCUUCAGACGCCCACUGAGUGCUCCGCUGAAACCUGUCCCAAAUCCCAGCCCCCCUAGAUUGCAAAGCCCCCCACCCCUCUGGCCACUCAUAUGGCGGAAGGUGCCUUCCCGCUUGGCAGACUGCCCCAGGGACGGCAGGCCCUUGGCCUGGGCCUAGUGAUAGUGGCAGGGCUCCUGUAUAUUUCUGCGGGGUUCGCCAUUCAGGUGAUCAUAGAGAGGGGCGCGUCGUCCUUCCUGGUGUCAUACGUCUCAUCAUGCCUGUUCAUUCUGCACCUCCCCUGUGCCAUGCUCGCCCGCUGGUACCGGCAGGGGCAUAACGCUGGCUUUUGGGAGCUUUCGCGCAAAGAGAAAAGCUCAGAUGGUGGGGAUUCUCCAGGGGCAGGGAGCCCUAGCCAAUGGAGAAAACUGGCUUCGGUAGUUGAGGACGGGGAGGCAAAUGGGUGUAAUUGGAGUAGAGGGCUUCAGGAAAGUGCGGGAGGCCUCCAGUUGGAAGCGGCGGCGAUUGAUGAGAGGCGGGUAGGAAGUGAGAGAGAAGUGCACCCCCAUGUAGGGGCCGCACUGCCAUUUGCCCUCUUGGGCCCGGAAGAAAGUUCCGGGGACGUGGGUAGUAGGAGCGUGUCUGAACCGCAGACACCGAUACUGUCCGUCUUAGAAGCUUGGAAGGCGCCCGCUUCUCCAAGCAAGUUAAUUGAGUUAACGGCCCAUGGGGGCCCCGUCAAUGUCGCUGCAGUCAGGACCUUGUUCAGCACUCCAAUCGGCAGCAAGUCGAUGGCGGAAGAAACCUUAGGUAGGCAGGAUGGAGCAGAACUUCAGAGCCUUCCGGAGCUGGGAUUUCAACCUCAGAAGUCCUGGGGACUUGACAGCCAGGGGCAGGCCCCGUUACUGCCCGAUGUAGAAGCGCAGGAUGAUGCAUUGGACAGCACCGAACCGGUUGUGAGCGCAUACCAGGGUUCGCUCAGGGGCCUGAGGCUGGGGCCCUUAGGUGCGGAGCAUUGGGAGGCUGUGAAGAUUGCGGCCGUGAUUGGUCCGCUGUGGUUUAUGGCACAGUACACAUAUACCUUGUCCCUGGGCCUGACCACCGUGUCUAGUAACACGAUCAUAUUCUCUUCCACGAGCCUCUUUACUUUCCUGAUCUCGGUCAUCUGGCUGAAGGAGCCGUUCACGAUCUUCAAGCUCGCCAUGAUCGUUUGCGCCAUGCUGGGAACAGUGGUCGUCAGCAUCUCGGACGUGGAGUCGUCUUCUGAGUCGGACGGCUCCCUUUCGAUCCCUUCUGGGCCUGCCUUAGGCAACGGACUUGCCUUUGUGGCGGCCAUAAUCUACGCCUUCUAUGGCACUAGUGUCGAAUACACGAUGCCAGACGAAACCGGGGAGGAUCUUGACAGCUGUCCUAGCAAGCGGGGCAAGAAGCCGGUCAGCACGUCCCUGGUGUUUGGGUAUAUGGGUCUGCUCGCCGGUGUGUUUUUGCUGCCGUGCCUGUUGCUGCUUGCAUGGACCGGGUUGGAGAACCUGCGUUGGAUGGGGGCAAAAACGUUCGGGCUCUUGAUCGUCAAAGGUAUAUUCGGAAACGUUGUCGCUGAUUACCUGUGUGCAAGGGCUAUGCUGCUAACAACCCCAACCGCAGCAAGCGUGGGCCUGGCGGUUCAAACACCGAUUGCUAUACUUGCCGAGCUUCUCAUCUUUGGAAUCGUUCCAAAGCCUCUGAUGCUGGUUGGCGGCACGUUGGUUCUGUGCGGAUUCUUAGGUAUCAACCUCGACCUGGGGUCUCGAGGCUCAAAGUCCUGAUUCUUUGCAUUAGAAGGGCGCCUUUGUAGGAAUGGUAACUUAAUCGUCGUUCCUUGCGCAUCUGGAGCAGCCACGUUGCGGUAUGUGCAAUGUAGUCGCAUGACAUGAAAGUCGACGGCAGAUGAGGCGGCGCAACAAAUAAUGGUUCUGAAUCGUCAAACUUAACAUACUGCAACUUACUGAGUUAUCUUUAGGUUUGUGUUUUUCAUGCAAGAGAUUCGUGAAUCAGGCAGCAAGCCAGGUAAUCUGGUCC